UAGAGGUUAUGUUGAUUAGGAUGUUUUAAGUUGACUUUACCUGAGAAAAUAUAAUAAUAAUAAUAAAAAUGAAUCGAAAAUCAAAUAGUGUAGAACUUUUAGAAACAGAGAGCAACACGUUACAAAAAACUCUUCCGCCUGAGAAUUUUAGAACCGAUUCUAAAAGUAAUAUACUAAACAAACAGGACUCAACAGCCUGGGGCAAAACAUCACCUAGUAAAAGCUACGGAUCGUCAAGUUCUACCUCCACAGAAAAUGUAGUGUCAACUUUAGAACGAAAAAAGGUCACAACUGAUACCCUUAUCCCUACUCGUCCUGAUGACCCUCCACUAUUACCAGGAGAAAAGGUAACUGGCCAAGCAAGAGAUGUUACCUACUUAUGUCCUUAUCAUGGACCAGCUAGGGGUAUCCUCACAGUUACGAACUAUAAGCUGUAUUUUAGGUCAGGCGAAAAAGAUAUGCCCAAUAUUAUUGAAGUUGCCUUAGGAGUAGUAACAAGAAUAGAAAAAGUAGGUGGAGCGUCUUCUAGAGGAGAAAAUGCAUACGGCAUAGAAAUUUUUUGUAAAGAUAUGCGUAACUUGCGUUUUGCGCAUAAGCAAGAAAAUCAUUCAAGGAGGAAUGUUUUUGAGAAGUUACAAAUGUAUGCUUUUCCGUUGUCACACAAACUCAAUUUAUUUGCAUUUGAAUAUUCAGAAACUCUUUCAGAUAAUGGCUGGACAGUGUAUGAACCAAUAGCAGAAUUAAAGAGAAUGGGCGUAAAUAAUGAUAUGUGGAAAAUAUCAAAAAUUAACGAAAAUUACGACAUCUGUGAUAGUUAUCCAGCAGUAUGGGCCAUUCCGUAUCAAGUUACAGAUGACGAUAUUAAAUGCGUAGCAAAUUUUAGAAGUAGAGGUAGAAUUCCAGUACUUAGUUGGAUCCAUCCUGAAUCACAGGCCACCAUAACUAGGUGUUCUCAGCCACUAGUUGGGGUCAGUGGUAAGCGUUGUAAGGAAGAUGAAAAAUAUGUUCAGUUGAUAAUGGAUGCUAAUGCACAAUCGCAUAAGCUAUUUAUUAUGGAUGCUCGUCCGAGUGCUAAUGCUAUAGCAAACAAAGCAAAAGGAGGAGGAUAUGAAUCAGAAGACGCAUACCAAAACGCAGAAUUAGUAUUUUUAGACAUCCACAACAUUCACGUAAUGAGGGAAUCUUUGCGGAAACUUAAAGAACUAGUAUAUCCCAAUAUAGAUGAAGUUAAAUGGUUAUCGGGACUAGAAUCAACUUAUUGGUUGAAACACAUCAAAUGUAUAUUAGCCGGAGCAUUGCGUAUAGUAGAUAAGGUAGAGAGCCACAAAACGUCAGUCUUAGUUCAUUGUUCCGACGGUUGGGACCGAACCGCCCAGUUGACUGCCCUUGCGAUGUUAUUGCUAGAUCCGUUCUACAGAACAAUCAAAGGAUUUGAAAUAUUAAUCGAAAAGGAAUGGAUGUCGUUUGGCCACAAGUUCCAACAGAGAGUAGGCCAUGGAGAUGACCACCACUCAGACGCUGACCGUUCCCCCAUCUUUUUGCAAUUCAUAGACUGCGUGUGGCAAGUAACGCAACAGUUUCCAAACGCUUUUGAAUUCAACGAAUCUUUCCUUAUAACUAUCUUGGACCAUUUAUAUUCAUGUAGAUUCGGCACAUUUUUAUUUAAUAGCGAAAGAGAAAGAGUUGUAGAGAAAGUUAAAGAACAUACCAUAUCACUGUGGUCUUACACCAACAGCCAUUUGAAUCUGUACAGAAACCCACUUUAUUGGGCGAAUCCUUUGCAGCAAGUUGUUUUGGUACCUAUAGCUAGUAUUAGACACAUUAGGUUAUGGAAGACUUAUUAUUGUAGAUGGAAUCCCAGUAUGAGGACGCAGGAUCCAGUUUAUCAAAGGAUACGAGAAUUACUUCUGCUGAAGGAGCAGCUGGAGCGCACCGUCGAGGAUUACCGCAAAGAACAACAAGCCCGAGUCCAGAGAAGCAGCGCUUCGCCCACUUGAUCCAUAAUUGUCGAGACUUAUGUCUAAACGAGUCUGAUGUAGAUAAGCCUAAAUAAUUCCACUUUAAGAUUAAACGCCUGGUCACUCCGGCCGUUUAUUACUCUUUAAGAGAACCACUUUGCAUUUAUUAAUGUAGGGAAUCAUUUGUAAAAGGUUUUAUAGCAGAUUUGUUCGGGAAGUUGAUCACUGGAGUGGUCGCCAAUAUUUAGUAUUUGUCCAGUUUGCGCACGUUUAUUUCAUGGCAUAUCGGAAAUAUGUAAUGUGCUAAUGUAAAUGAUAUUUUGGGAUACUAUUUUGUAUGUAUAUGUAUGAUAUAGGUAUAUCGGUAUUUCCCAAACUAUUCGUAGGUUUCUAGAUGCUUCAAAAAUCACUAAUUCAUCUCCAGAUACUUUCAAAACCAACCUUAGGUGUGUAGGUAUUUCCCAAACUAUUCGUAGGUGUCUAGAUACUUCACAAACCAAUAAAUUCACCUCCAGGUACAUUCUAAACUAGCCAUAGGCCUGUAGGUACUUCCUAAACUCUUCGUACCUCUCUAAAUAGUUCUCCAAAUAUAUGUGUAUGCCUGUAGGUACUCUUAAAACCACUCUUAUGUCUGCCCAAAUCACCCAUGUAUUGCUAGACUUUCCUUAAUUCAUUGUAACUUCUGUAGAUACUUCCUAAACUACUUAAACGUAUCUAGGUGUUUUGCAACUAAAUCAUUUAUCUCUUAAGUACUUUUAAAAUCCAUUGUAGGUCUUCAAAUAAUUCCCAAAACAUAUCUAUGUCACUAGGUACUCUUAAAUCUAGUCAAUCUAAUGUAUACUUAAACCUUAGUUAGAUAUUUUUAAAAUCAUUCAUGCAUGUCUAGGUACUUCCCAAGCCUGUUUUUUGCCUCUAGGUACUUCUCAAGUCAUGUACAUAUAUGCCUCUAAAAACCAUGCGUAUUUAGAUACUUAGCAAACAGUGUAUUAUGUUUCUAUAUAUUCUUAAAUUCACUCUAACGUAUGUAGGUACCACUCGUACGUCUCUAAUACUUAUCACAUUAUGGAAAACCUACUCUAAUGGCUGCUAAAUCACCCAUACAUUUAUAGACACUCUUAAAAUUAUUUAAUGUCAAUUAUUCGUUACUAAAUUCUUUCACAAUCAGUCCAGGCAUGUUUAGGUGCUUCCCAAAUCAUGUAUACGUUUCUAUAUACUCUUAAAAUCACUAUAUCGUCUGCAGGCACUUCCAAAACAUGUCGUGUGUCUCUAGAUACUUCUCGAAUCAUGUAUAUGUCUCUUAGAAUCGCUCUAAUGUCUGUAGGUACUUGCUAAACCUCUUGUAUGUUUAUCUAGAUUCUUAUCUGAUCUUGCCUAGAUUCCCCGAUACUAGUACACUUUAGAAGACCAAAAAUAAUCAUUUUUUAAGAAUUUUUUUCUCGGAACCUUUAUUAGAAAUGAACAUAAAACUUUUUACAUAUUAAUAUCUAACUCUUAAAGUACAAAAAAUAUAUCUUUUUUCAUUUAUGCACGUACACUAAUAUUGUAGAGGGCGCAAAAGUCGAGGCCUCGAAAAAUGACAGUUAAACUCAGGAUUGGGAUAUCUGAAACAAAAAAGUCGCACUGCAUUUGAAAAAGGUUUCUUACGUGACAAUUUACCACAGUUUGACCAAAAAAUAAAAAAUAAAUAUUUUUUAACCAUAAAAAAAACUGAAGAAAAACGGCCGAUUUUUUCACAAAAAUAUUUCAAAUUUCCGUAAAAUGUUUUAUUCGCGGAAUUUUUCACUAAUGGUGGUAAAUUGUCACGUAAGAAACCUUCCUUUUUCAAAUGCCGUACGAUUUCUUUGUUUCAGAGAUCCCAAUCCUGAGCUUAACUGUCCGCCAUCGGAACUACUUUAUUUCGAGGCCUCCACUUUGGCGCCCUCUACAAUAUUAGUGUACGUGCGUUGAAAUGAAAAAAGAUAUAUUUUUUGUAUUCUCUAAGCCAAGCCGCACACCAAAGAAACAUGAAACGAAAAACAUGAAACGAAAAACAUGUUUCAUGAAACUAAAACACUGCUAAACAAAUCUCAAAGUCCGCCUACCAAUGAAACGAGUGUGAUUCAUGCUCAUGACACAUUUUUAUUUUCGGAGAGUCUCAUAAAUGGCCGGACGUAUAUUUGUUUAGCAGUGGUUUAUUUCCAUGAAACGUAAUUUACGUUUCAUGUUUCUUUGAUGUGUGGCCUGCCUAAGAGUUAGAUAUUAAUGUGUAAAAAGUAUUAUGUUGAUUUCUAAUAAAGGUUCUGAGAAAAAAAUCUUGAAAAAAUGCUUAUUUUUGGUCUUCUAAAGUGCACUAGUACCUUACUACUCUAAAUAAUUUCCAAAUCACUUAGUCGUCCACGAUACUUAAAAAUAAUCCAUGCUUCUCUAGAUACGUCCCAAAGCAUGUAUUAUGUAUUCUUUAAAUAACUUUAACGUAUGUAGGUACUACUCAAACUACUCGUAGGUCUCUAGAUAGUUCCCAAAUGAUGUAAAAACCAGUCUAGUGUCUGUUAAACUACCCAUACAUCUCUAGACACUCUUAAAAUCACUUCAACAUCAAUCAUUCGUCGCUAGAUACUUUCAGAAUCAAUCCGACCAUGUCUAGGUACUUCCGAAAUUAUGCAUACGUUUCUAAAUAUGUACUCUUAAAAUCACUAUCGUCUCCAGGUACUUUCAAAAACCCUUGUACGUCUCUAGAUACUUCCAGAAUGAAUUAUCCAUCCUCAGAUACUUCAACAUUAGCCAUAUCCUCUCUAGGUACUUCCCAAAUUAGAUAUGUGUUUCUUUUGGCUCUUAAAAUCACUUUAACAUCUAAAGGUAUUUUCUAAACGACCUGUGCGUCUUUAGAUACUUCCCAAAUCAUGCAAAAAUCACUCUAAUAUCUGGCCAAACUGCUUGUACGUCUCUAAGUAGUUCCCAAAUCAAUCAUUGGUCUCUAGAUACUUUCAAAAUCAUCCACGAAUGUCUAUGUGUACGUGUAAAUAUAUAAUUAAAAGUACUUUAACCCUUAGUCUCCCACCAAGUUUAGAUUUUUUUGACAGUUACUUAACGACGGUACUUUUAAGUCCGCCUUAUUUUUUCGAACAUAACAUUUUAAAAUAAGCUAAAAGCGUUGUUUCCUCAACAAUCCUUUGGAGUACCUACAAAUCUUAUUGUGUAUUUAACACGAAAUCGUUUGAAUAACAUUUGAAGUAUUAAACAUCAGCUGAUAACUAAUAAAUGAUAUUGAACAGAACAUUUUUCAGUGAGAUCUAUUUCAAUACUUGGGAUAUAAGGGUACCAGAAUUUGGUGGUACUUAAAAGUACCGUGGGGAGACUAAGGGUUAACGCCAGUAGGGACUUCCCAAACUACUAAUAUGUCUUUAGAUAUUUUAAAAAUGACUUACUGAUCUUUAGGUACUUUCGAAAUGAGCCUUACUGAAUUAUGUGUAUGUCACUGACCUUUUACGAAACUUCCCAACAGUUAAAAUCGAACAAAAGUGUAUUAUUUUAUUAUUUUAACCAGUUCUGACACAUGUUAGUUUUAAGUAGCUCCGAAUAUAGUGUAAGAGACUGCUAAUAAUAAAAUUAAGCUGAUAACGGCUUGAAAUGCAUCCAGGAAACCAAAUAGCAUUAACGUACAAAUGUGAAGUAAGAAUUGUCUGAAAUAGCGCUGUUUCACAUUAUAAAAAUUUAAACGUGCGAGGGUUAGAACUAGUGUUGCCAGGUCCGAUUUGUUUUUAAGCGGUACAUAUGCAAAAACAAAUCGGGAUUUAGGGUUGUAGAUCGGGACAAAUAAACAACAAUAGCCCAGUAAAUGACCGUUCUGGAGUGUAAUUUUCAUAGUCUCCUUCGAAUUGCAUGAAAAUCUAAUUUUAGGUUCUAUUUACUGUCUACUUCAAAGUUGAACUUGUAUCAUUGUUUGCUUUUACUUGGGGGGUGACAGUUACAGUUAACCCGUCUCGGGGGUAAAAAACCGCGCGUUUAAAGUAAAUUCCAAAAUGAAUCAACUGACUAACUAUAAAAAACAAGUCGAUACUUUUCAAGUAAUUGUAUCGAAAAAAAAUAUUCUUAGCAAAAAUGUAGCUUUUAAAAAAGCAAAAAAAAAUUGAUUUU
Diabrotica virgifera virgifera (western corn rootworm) is the source of this 6071-nucleotide messenger RNA. It is a transcript of the gene mtm, whose product is annotated as myotubularin-related protein 2. The transcript is spliced from 11 exons. Lineage: Eukaryota; Metazoa; Arthropoda; Insecta; Coleoptera; Chrysomelidae. The record is from RefSeq and is a predicted model, not a curated record. Gene Ontology annotation, biological process: dephosphorylation. Gene Ontology annotation, molecular function: phosphatidylinositol-3,5-bisphosphate 3-phosphatase activity. Bases 69 to 1997 code for a protein of 642 amino acids.